GAAGUGGAGACAUGAUUUGAGAUCUGUAAACAUAAAUGUUCCAGCACAAUACAUCUCAAUCAAUGGCUGUGCAGAUGUCGACUCUUUCAAUUCCCAAAACCUCUCUUCAAAAAAUUCCUUAACUCUUCUCUUCUUCACUCCUCUCCAAAAUAGUAAAUCAGAUAAACUACAAACAACUCUUCAAUUUAAUUUGGAAUGUGAUGGAGCUCCUCAAGCCUAGUUUCCUUUGCAUUCUACUUCUUCUUCUCCUCCUCUUCUUCGGGCCGGGCUUUUCAGCAGGGAGAAUGCAUGCGAAGAAUAUGGGAUCAGAGGUUUACGAUAUUGAUUACAGAGGGCCGGAGACGCACACAUACAACCCGCCGCCGAAUCGGGCCGGCCCGAGAAUCCCUCAUCAAGCCCGCCACAAGUCCAAACGGAAUGCAUGCUUCUUCCGGCAGUGUGGAGGAGGAGACUACAUGACUCUUGCGCACGGGCUUCAUCAUCCUAAAUCCUCAACACUUAAUCAGACAAUUUAUUAAUGCAAUCGCGCCCGCCCAAGCAAGUUUUUCACUCACCUGUUUUGUCUACA
Salvia splendens (bonfire salvia) is the source of this 568-nucleotide messenger RNA. RefSeq lists its product as uncharacterized. NCBI's taxonomy places the organism in Eukaryota, Viridiplantae, Streptophyta, Magnoliopsida, Lamiales, Lamiaceae. The transcript has 3 exons. The coding region runs from base 201 to 518 and encodes 105 amino acids. The record is from RefSeq and is a predicted model, not a curated record.